Molecule: messenger RNA, 1200 nt
Organism: Plasmodium gonderi
Lineage: Eukaryota; Apicomplexa; Aconoidasida; Haemosporida; Plasmodiidae
Product: merozoite surface protein 7
Exons: 1
Coding region: 1-1200 (399 amino acids)
Source: RefSeq, a predicted model, not a curated record
AUGAAUAAAAAAGUUAAUUUACUUUACAUUUACUUUUUAUGUUUUUUCUCCCUUUUGCUACAAUUAACAUGGUGUGAAGAAAAGUCAGACAAUGUCCAAAACAUUUUUAAUAACGAACAUAAUGAGCCAACUGAGUCUGGAAGAAAAAUACGAAAAUUAAAUGAGAUUAUAGAAGAUGACAUAUCGGACGAAUAUCACAAUGAAAAUGAUAAAUUAAAGAAUUAUGAAAACGGACAUGCAGAUGAGAACUCUGAUGAUACUUUUCAUCAUGAACCUGAAGAAAUGAGUAGUGAUGAAAAUGAAAUAAAAUCUGACCACCAGGAAAGUGAUCCAGAGAAGCAGGAUCAAACUGUUUUCGGACAAGACGGUUCAGAGGUGGCACUUCGUGGUGAAAGUGGUCAGGCUGAUGCCACAAGUUCCGAAAAAGCUCCAGAAAAGGUAGAAGAAGCAGGGCAAUCUCCUCCAUCUGCAGCACCAGGUGGUCAGGCGGAAGCUGGUGAAACUUCAACAGGUGCAGGAGGUGGAGGUAGUACUGUUGGUAAUAGCGAUGGUAAUUCACAAGGUAAUACACAACAGGUAUCCCCACAACCCGCUGUUGCUUCAGGUGAACAAGAAUCUUCUCCUAAAACACAACCAGAACCCGCACGUGAAGCAGGUGUAAGCGCAGAUGCUUCUGAAGGAAGGACUGAAAAUCCAGGUGUCACACCUGUGGCAGCUGGAGUUGUUCAAAGUGAUCAACCGGUCGAACCUGCAGUAGUGACAACUGCACCUGUGGCAGUAACUGGUGGUGGAAGUGAAGCCAAAAUUAAAUAUCUGGAUAAACUGUAUGAUGAAGUUCUAACUACUUCCGACAACAGAAGUGGGAUAAAUGCCCCUGAUUAUCACAGUAAAUAUAACACGAUUAAGACGAAAUAUGAAUUAAGUAUGAAUCCAGUGGAAUAUGAAAUUGUGAAAAAUAUGUUUAAUGCUGGCUUUAAGAAGGAAGAUGAUAUGAAUACCAAUCCUCUUGUGGACAUUUUCAAAAAGGUACUUACAGAAGAGAAGUUCCAAAACGAAUUUGACAAUUUCGUGAGUGGUUUGUACGGAUUUGCUAAACGUCACAAUUACUUAAGUGAAGAACGAAUGAAGAAUGGGGGACAAGGCUACACUGAUCUGAUAAAAAAUGCGCUGACAUUACUCAACACAAUUGUAGUUGAAUGA